AUGAUUGAUGCAAAUAUAGUGGAAGUGAACUUGGAUGACUACCUACCACUGUACCGUGCCGCAUCCAGAGGCAAUUGGGAAGAGGCUAGAAAGUUUCUGGACACACAUCCUAAUUCUGAGAGAGCUAGGAUCUCAAAUUCAUCAAUGACUGCAUUGCAUGUUGCUGCUUGUGAAGGGCACUCAAAGUUUGUGGAGAAACUAGUGAAACGUGUGCCUGCAGAUGUGCUUGAAAUGCUUGAUGGCAUAGGCUACACAGCCCUCCACUAUGCUGCUAUAGGUGGAAGCCUGAGGUCUGCUAAGGCAUUGUUGGGGAAAAAACCCAAGUUGACACAAUGUUUAGAUAGCGCGGGAAGAACUGCGCUACUCCUAGCCGCCACUUUUGCUUCUGAGAAUAAGGAGCUGGUGUGGUACUUGUUGUUGGUAACUAAACAUGAGAAACCUGGUCUUCCCUCAACUGGUCCUUUGGCUGCUAACCUUGUCAAUGUGCUUAUUGCUUCAGGUUUCCCUGAAAUUUCACUGUAUCUAGUUAAGGAAUAUCCUAACUUGGCCACUGAAACUGAUCAAGAAGAUUGUACUCCUUUAGAUGUUUUGGCAAGGAACAAGUCAAACUUCCUUAGUGGCAGCAGGCUUGGAUCUUGGGAGAGCUUCAUUUACCCAUUUCUCACUGUUGAAGUUGACUGUGGGCCACCACACUCAGUGAGAGCCUCUGUGGCUCGCCAUGAAAGCGUCCAAAGUGAUCCUUCUGAACAGUAUAGAGUUCAUUGGUUAAGACAAAUGCUUUUUGGAGCUAUUAAACGAAUAGCACCAGCUGGUUUCAUGCGACUCCAUGAUGCAAAGCUCAGACAUCAUUGUGCAGUUGAACUACUGAGACAAAUUUGCUUACAACUUUCACAGGAGCAGAUUAAGUCAGAUAUCCUCAAGAUAGCUGCCACUAACGGGAUAGUUGAAUUUAUAAGGACACUAGUAGAAUUUUUUCCUGAUCUAAUGUGGUUUAUCCUCAGCGAAGACCGAUAUUUAUUACUCCCUUUUGCUAUUGAAUUUCGGCAUGAAAAUCUUUUCCGUAUUGUAUGUGGUAAGACUGCACGAAGUAAAUUAAUUGCUUCUACACUACUUGAAUCUGAAUCUGGGGGAACCAUCUUGCAUCUGGCAGCAAAGUUGGCUCCUCUUCCCCAACUCUCAUCUGUAUCUUGUCCAGCUCUACAAAUGCAGAGAGAGUUGCAGUGGUUCAAGGUGGUGGAGAAACUAGUUCACCCUUAUUAUAAGGACAAUCAGAACAAAAAAGGUGAAACUGCAAGGGAAUUAUUCACCAAGGAACACAAAGAAUUAGCUGAGCGUGGAGAAAAAUGGCUGAAGGAUACUUCAAAUUCUUGCAUGCUCGUUGCAACUCUCAUUGCCACGGUUGUUUUUGCUGCUGCUUUUACAGUACCUGGAGGUAACGACAACAGUGGAGCUCCAAAUUUGUUACCGAAGAACUCAAGCACAUUCAUGGUAAGAUUUCCUUCAGUCAUUACCAAGGAGAUUGAUACUAGGCUUGGCUUCUCUCUUUUAUGCUAUAGCCUCCAUGAUGGUAGCCUUUGGUACAACUAUUGA
Molecule: messenger RNA, 1590 nt
Organism: Prunus armeniaca (apricot)
Lineage: Eukaryota; Viridiplantae; Streptophyta; Magnoliopsida; Rosales; Rosaceae
Source: the annotation of a GenBank genome assembly